This is a messenger RNA of Neurospora hispaniola, 1062 nucleotides long. RefSeq lists its product as uncharacterized. The coding region runs from base 214 to 852 and encodes 212 amino acids. Lineage: Eukaryota; Fungi; Ascomycota; Sordariomycetes; Sordariales; Sordariaceae. The record is from RefSeq and is a predicted model, not a curated record. The transcript has 2 exons.
UCCACGUGGAAAAGAUGGAUCAGUGACCUUCCGAGUUCUCAUCAUCACUUCAAGACUGUGCGUCACAGCUCGAAUAUUUGCUCCAACCUCUUUUCCUAAACCGAAUACGUCAGGCGACGGCUGGCAGAUGCAGAGCUCGUCCACACAAGCUGUUGGUCCGUAGCACAAUACGACAAGUGCUUCAGCGAAAUUAAACAUGGCGUUUUCGACUCAAUGCUGCCUCGCCCGGUUCACCGUCCCAUCCACCCCAGUCGGAUGAACAUCCCUCGCUGCCGACAUGGAUCGGCGUCACCUUUGCCCACAGUUUGGGCACCACGAAAGCUCCCCUGGUUCUAUUUCAGGGACAAGCGAGCCAUGCUCUUUACCCGUCCAUGGGGUAUCCGACGCGUCGAACGUUCGAUAACUCCUGACUCGACAAGCUUUGUUCGAUCAUGGCGGACUAGAGGUUUGAGGAACGAAGACGCACAGGCGAGGAGGAUCUCGUGGCAUGCAGCCCAUAUUGCGCGAUUGUCCAACUCAAGACUGCUAGUGCAGGUCAUCAAUAACCGCUAUACACGGGACAAGAGAUCGUCGCGAUUGGGUGAGAGAAUGCCUUCACCUGCGCAGAGUCUCCGCAAGGUAGAACCCGUCUUCCCCGCCAUUCACAUUACACCACUUCCAAGCAUAGAACAUACAGCAAGAAGUCUUGUUUGGCACAGAGUAUCAUUGAUGAGAGGUGCCGUCCACUUGCGCUGCAACGGCGGCUGGCGACCCCGUCUUUUCACCGUUUUGUUACAGUUCUGGAUUAUAGUCCAGUCAGACCUCGUACCGGCCCUCCACUACUGCAUUUCUUCUAAAUUAAAUCAAGAAUGAUACCAUACUUGGCCAAGUAAAUGAAGUUUGAGACAGACCAUACCGAACAGAGAUGAAAUCCUUCCCAGGGGUCUAUUAGUGGCCUCGCAUCGUCAACCCAUGGGUACUGGGAUGUCACGACGAUGGCUUACCCCAGAAUGAUCACCUAUUCUUGUUGCCUCCUUCAGCAUGUCAAUGCUUCCCCGACCCCUUUUUGCCUGGUUCCCGCUG